Messenger RNA from Penicillium lagena, 429 nucleotides. RefSeq lists its product as uncharacterized. The record is from RefSeq and is a predicted model, not a curated record. The transcript has 2 exons. Lineage: Eukaryota; Fungi; Ascomycota; Eurotiomycetes; Eurotiales; Aspergillaceae. Bases 1 to 429 code for a protein of 142 amino acids.
AUGCUCCUUUACAAACGAAUUUUCAGGAAUGUCGCGCAUACGAUUGCCCACACCUUCCCCUUUGGGAACUUUGCUCGCACGCACAAUUGCAGCCUCCCAGAUGUCACCCAUGCCAUUAGCGCAGUGGUUCUAGCGCCGCUCCGACGGCCGCAUCUUCUGCUGAAAGAGAAUCUGUCAGUGUCGGAGUACAGCCAGAUUUUGAUUGCUGAGUGGAGGGCGCGCCAGCAAGAAAAACGGGCUUGCGUUACCGCGGACACGCCUGCCAGAUCCCAGGCCUCAGAGGGCACCCGAGAUUGGGUGGACGAGCCGGACAUCAGGCCGUGGAGAAGUGGCACGCCACGGUCACCGGUCAUCCGAACCGAAGUCGAGAUUGAUAUCUGGGGGGAUUACAUCCCGGUGGAGAAGUGGCAGGCCGGGCAUUUUCAGUGA